This is a messenger RNA of Prunus mume (Japanese apricot), 1765 nucleotides long. RefSeq lists its product as uncharacterized. The record is from RefSeq and is a predicted model, not a curated record. Lineage: Eukaryota; Viridiplantae; Streptophyta; Magnoliopsida; Rosales; Rosaceae.
AUGGUGAAUUGCAACGCCUUUAGCAAAACCAUUUGCUCACUCUGCUACAAAGAUUUCGAUCCCAUUGUUGAGGAUCUCCAAGUCAUCUCCAUCUGCGGCCAUGUCUUCCACGAGCUCUGUCUGCAAGAGUGGUUCGGGUACUAUGCGAGCAAGAAGAAGUACAGUUGCCCGGUGUGCAAACAAAGUUGCAAGCCAAACGACGUCGCUCGGCUUUAUUUUCAAUGGGGUGAUUCGGGUCUCACUCAGAGGCCGGUUAUCGAACGCGAGGAAGAUUCCGAGGCGUUGCGUCAAGAGGUGAGAAGGUUGGAGGCCAUGGCGCUAGGGCAUGGUUCGGCUUUGGAGCGUAAGGAGAAGGAGGUCAAAGCGCUCAACCAGGAGCUUUAUCUAUCCAAGGAGCAGGUAAAAAAAGAAGUUGAAUUAAAGAAUGAAGCCUUGAAACAACAAAUAUCCAUGCAACAGCUGCUUCAUAUGAAAUCUAAGGAAUUUGAUAAAUUGACUAUGGAGUGCUUGAGGUUGCAAGAAAGAAAUAGAGCAUUGGACAAAGAGCUUGCAGCAGUUGAACUGGUAUCUGAUCUAGAUCUGGAUGAAGAGGACGUUUUAAAGAUUGCAGCUCUUGGUAAUGGAGCCGACAACAAAGACACAAUAGAUGUUCUAAGAACGUCCUUGGUGAUGUCUAAUAGGAAUUACAAAGAAUUGAUGGCCAAAUACAAUCUUCUUGAACAGAAAGAAGCUCGUCACAGCAAAAAGCUAGAGAAGGCUAGAGGAAAGAUAAAUAAAUUGAAGACGAAGGUACAAGAAUUGGAGACUGCUGUUGAAGUUAAGAAUACUGAAGUUUUGAGGGCUUUAAAAGCUUCAAAGAAAACUCGAGGUGGAGGAUUUAUUCAGCACGGUGUAAAUCAGGCAGCUUCUGAUAGAAAGAAAGAAACUUCAGUUCUUGGACUGAGCAAUCCGGUUGAGCAGUUGGGUUCAAUAACUGGUACUUGUGCGGAUAUUGCCAAGACUCCUGCUGCUGAUAUUGCUGAUGUUGUGAUUAUUGAUGACGAUGAACAAGUUCAACCCAUGAUGAACAUCAGAAACGAAUCUCCUAUCCCACAACCACUUCCCAGACCAGGGGAUGCAUGCUUUUCUGGUGGCUUGCUUGGUCCUGAUGGAACAAACAGGUAUUUAGGUAAAUGGUGCAAGCAGAAGCAUAAGAACAGAUCGGCAAUAGCACAAGAUCCAAGCUGUACAAGCUGACGGAAGAGGUGGUUUAACUAAAGUUCUGAGGUCUCUGAACCAAUUUACAGUGGAUGAAAAAGAAGAAUUCACCAGGGACAAAGAGAUGAAAGUACUGAGCUAAGACAAAUAGCUUGCAGUCCCAAGGGCGCGUGCAAAUAGAACACUUGGAAUUUGUUUCAUCAAUUGAAAAUGUAGUGUCUUGCACAAAGGUUCACCCAUCUUGUGCAUUAUGGGCCAGUUGCUGCUUCAAUUUUGCAGACAAACAUCUCUGGCAUUUUCGACGGUGAUUUUUUUUUCUUCUUUUCCUUGCUCUCUUCUUUGGUGGUCUUAGACUAGUUUUUUCUUCUACCACUUUGUUAUAACCCCUUAAAACACUUCAUCCCCGCACUCUGCUCUUCGAAAACCCCCUUGCCCUUUUUCGAACCGAGGUCUCAAAGUCCAUAGAGGGAAAUGCUGUAAAAUCUAGCUUCAUGCAUGAGUGAUGAUUAAGUUUCCAAUAUGUGUUGUGAUUGCAUAUACAAAUUAGGAAUGGGAGAGGCUUAUGGCA